UGCCGUAACAAUGUCGGUGACAAAGUCAACGGUCUUCCCAGGCCCAGAGAGAUUUUUCGUUUGUGGCUGCUUCUUCACCCACAAUAUAUUUCUCAAGAAAUUCAAACAACAUGUCACGUAUUUUGAGGAUGACAAGCUUUUCAAGAGUUCAUGGAAAGAGAUUCUAAUGAAGAAGGGUUGUCAGAAUGAAGAGGAAUUAGACGCAGCAUUGGUUCAGGUCAAAGCAGAAGUAGAGAGAAGAAAGCUUCGUGGUUCCCAGCUUUUGGAAAGAAAAGAGAAAAUUUCAGCUGGUUACAAGCCUCUCUAUCCCCAUCUAUACACAUUACAGGAGUCUUAUUUUGCACCAGAGUUUUUAAAAAUUGUUGAAUACUGCCAAAGCAUGAGUGCCAGUUCAGAGGGAUUAGUUGAAAAAUUAACAAAAGAAAAGGCAAAUCGGGUGUUUUCUUUUCCUGUCUUCACUGCUGAGUUUUGUGAUCAGUUUGUUGAGGAGAUAGCACAUUUUGAGAAUUCUCCUCUCCCUAAAGGAAGACCAAAUACUAUGAACAACUAUGGGGUCCUCCUUAUGGAGCUAGGCUUUGACAUUAAUUUCCUGAAUCCUCUUCGAAUUGACUACCUUGCACCCAUCACCUCACUCCUAUAUCCAGAUGUUGGAGGGAAUAGCUUAGACUCUCACAGGGCAUUCGUUGUGAAAUACAAGCUAGGCGAGGAUGUGGAUCUGAACUAUCACUAUGACAAUGCUGAGGUGACCAUCAAUGUGAGCCUGGGCAAGGAGUUUAGUGAUGGAGAGCUCUUUUUUGGAGACAUGAGACAGGUGCCUUGUAAUGAGACAAGAUACACCAGAUUCCAGCAUCAGAAGAGCAUUGGUCUACUCCACAGAGGACAACACAUGCAUGGUGCCAUGCCCAUUAGUGAUGGGGAACGCUAUAACCUUAUCAUCUGGAUGCGGUCAUCACAGCAACGGAACCAACUCUGCCCAAUGUGCGAUGAGAAACCAAAUUUGGUAGAGAGCAUGGGUUAUGGGGAUGGUUUUACAGAUAAACAAAGAACAGAGGAGAAUAACUCUUCUCAAGAGACUGUUGAAAUGUGUGCCACCCUCUGAAGCUUUGCAUCACUUAUCUUCUUUUAUUUUUAUGUUGGCUGCUGCAUAUGAGUCAUAAACAAAGCAGAAUAAACAGUAAUUGUUCAAGGACAAGUCCACCCCAACCAAAAGUUGAUUUUAAUAAAACAAGAAAAAUCCAACCAGCAUAACACUGA
Lytechinus variegatus (green sea urchin) is the source of this 1254-nucleotide messenger RNA. It is a transcript of the gene ogfod2, whose product is annotated as 2-oxoglutarate and iron-dependent oxygenase domain-containing protein 2-like. Bases 11 to 1099 code for a protein of 362 amino acids. Lineage: Eukaryota; Metazoa; Echinodermata; Echinoidea; Temnopleuroida; Toxopneustidae. The transcript has 7 exons. Gene Ontology annotation, molecular function: iron ion binding; L-ascorbic acid binding; oxidoreductase activity, acting on paired donors, with incorporation or reduction of molecular oxygen. The record is from RefSeq and is a predicted model, not a curated record.